AUGACAGUGCACAUUGUGUCCUUGGUGUUAAAUCAGCUCUCAGUUUUGCUCCGAGACGAGGCAAAAUUAUUGGGCGGGCUUGCACAAGAGAUCCAGCUCAUCAUGGAUGAACUGGGGCAUAUGAAAGCUUUCUUAAAAUUUGCAGAAGCUAAAGAACAAGAUGAUCCAAGACUUGAAGAGUGGGUUAUGCAAGUGCAGGACGUUGCUUACGAUGUUCAGGACAUUGUUGAAGAAUUUAUGCUCCGGUUUGGUUGCAAUCACGGACAUGGGUUUCGUGGUCAUGCUCGAAAGAUAAUCACCUCAGUAGGGAACUUGCAAGCUCGCCAUAGGAUUGCUUUGGAGGUACAAAGCAUGAAGUCCCGAAUCACGGGUAUUUCUGAAGGUCACAAGAGAUACCAAUCUGAAUAUGGUACCUAUGGCAACGUCUCAGCUUCUGAUCCUGGGAACAAUUCGUGGCAAUGUAAUAGAGAUGAGGCCCUUCUUGUGGAAGAAGCUAAGUUGGUGGGCAUUGACUCCCCCAAGCAGCAACUCAUUUGUCAACUCCUUGACGGCUGUUCUCAGCUCAAAGUUGUUUCAGUUUUAGGCAUGGGAGGGAUUGGAAAAACUACACUGGUGAAAAAGGUCCAAGAAGAUGCAAAUGUCAAAAGACAGUUCGAGAUCCUUGCCUGGGCAACUGUCUCACAAACCUGUUAUAUGGAGGAGUUUCUCAAAGACUUGAUUCAACAAUUAUACCAAGGAACAGGGAAACCUGUUCCUCAAGAAGCUGCCUCCAUGAAUAAUACGGAUAGGCUGAAAGCAAUUGUCAAAGAUUUCCUCAGAGUAAAGAGGUAUCUAAUAGUGUUUGAUGAUGUCUGGGAUGUGAGAUUCUGGGAUGUCAUCAAAUUUGCAUUACCUGAAGGUUGUUGUGGUAGUCGCGUAAUGCUCACUACACGAAUAGCUGAUGUAGCUUAUGCCUCUGAUGUAGAAUUUCAUAGCUAUGUCCACAGAAUGCAGCCCUUGUCAUCUGAAGCGUCUUGGAAUCUGUUCUGUAAGAAGACAUUCAAGAACAGUAGCUGCCCUGACUAUCUAAAAGAUGUUGCACAACGCAUAUUGAGAAAAUGUGAGGGAUUACCACUUGCCAUUGUUGCAAUUGGCGGAGUUUUGGCUUUGAAGGACAAAAGCAAAGUAGAUGAAUGGAAGAUAGUUGAACGUAGCCUACUGGAUUGUAGUGAUAAGCUGGAUAGAGUUGGAAAAAUACUCUCUCUUAGUUAUCAUGAUCUGCCACACCAUCUCAGGACCUGUUUUUUGUAUGCAAGUAUUUUCCCUGAGGAUUAUCAAAUAGAAGAGGCGCGAUUAAUUCGAUUAUGGAUUGCAGAAGGAUUCAUACAAGGGAGGACGAGGAUGAGUCAAUAUGAAGUGGCUCGAGCCUGCCUUAGUGAGCUUACCAAUAGAAGCUUAAUCCAACUGAGAGAUGAUUCUUAUGAUAGCAGCACCAGGGCCUAUCAUAUCCAUGACCUUUUCCGAGAAAUUAUUGUCUCCAAGUCAAGCAAACAACAUUUUGCAACCACAGCCACGGGAGAACUGACAAGUUGGCCUAAGAAGGUUCGACGCCUAGUGAUUCAUGAUUUCACUGGCCACACACAUCGAAGCAUUUGUUUAAAGUAUCUGCGCUCUUUGGUAACCUUCAAAUCAUCGGAACCUUCGUCCAAAUCCUUGCUGUCCAAUCUCUUACGUGGUGGUUGUAGGCUACUGAAGGUAUUAGAUUUGGAAGGUGCAGAAUUGGAGGAAAUGCCAGAUGAAAUCUUCAAGCUGUAUCAUCUCAAGUUUUUGAGCUUAAAACACACAAGAGUUAAAAUCAUUCCAAAGUCCAUUGGACGUCUCCGGAAUCUGGAGUAUCUGGAUCUAUCUUUCACUGCUGUAAGUGAGUUACCUGAGGAGAUCCUACAUAUAAGAGGACUCCUCCAUCUCGUGGCAUAUGCAUUUCAACAUGUUACGUAUGAAUACGACAUCAACGGCUUUAACGGAUUUAAAGCUCCAAACAACAUUGGGAGGCUUCUUUCUCUGGAGUGGUUAUUUUACAUAGAAGCGAAUGAUGCAUCAAUGAUGAGAGAGAUAGGAGAGCUUAAGCAAUUGAAGAGGCUGGGCAUUACAAGUCUAAGAAGAGAAAAUGGAAAGGAGCUCUGCUCCUCUCUUGGGAGGCUCUCCAAUCUUGAGCAAUUAUAUGUUCAAGUAUCACAUAAGGAUGAGCAUUUGCCAAAUUUGCAAACAAUGGAUCUGAAUCAGGCAUACCAAGGAGAGGUUUUGUGUUUCAAGGCUGGAAGCUUUCCGAAGCUUGAGCAGUUAAACAUUCUUGCUUUAAGCGGUUUGAGAUGGUUGAGUGUGGAGGCAGGUGCCAUGCCUAAUCUCCUAGAACUAGGAAUGGCGAACCUUAAAUUCCUGGAGGAGUUCCCUCGGGGGAUCCAGCACUUGACCAAUCUCCAAUCUCUAUAUCUGUGUCAUCCCAAUGAAAGAUUGGAUGCAUUUCUGAAGAAUCCAUUUGAAGAUUACCAAAGGAUAACUCACAUCCCUGAGAUAUUCAUUUGGGAUGAUGAGGAUGGAUGGUGUCGACACCCCCAGUUCAGGCAGUAGCAUGCAGCUGUAUCAGCCACAGCUUGCGUCCUCCACUUACUGUCUCUCUUUGUGCUUUUCGUCUGAUCUUGUGGGAUUGUUUUGAACAAUGAAGAGGAUCCAAUUGUCAAUCAGCUGUCGAGAAAAUCAGAUUUAAGGCCUCAGCAAGGAAGAGAUUCAGCUGCGAGUAUAGCAAAAGCUGGCUGAGGUAGAAGAAAGUAAAACUAAACUAAGAGUUGAAGAAGGCCUUGGCUAAUUUUUCAAGAGCAGAAGGUAGACACCAUUGUCAAGGCUCUUGAUUCUCAGACUGGUUCUCUCAGUGAUGAGAUUGUCCACAAUUCCUCCCUUUUCAUUGAUUGCUUAUGAAUGGAUGGACUUUCAACUUUAUGAAUUUUGGUGUCUCCUGGGGAUAAUACACACUUCUUCAGCAUUUGUUCUGGUGGCUCUCUUCCAGUUUCCUGCCUGCAUAUCAUAUUAUUAAUGCUGUCCCAUUUCUUCAGCUUCAUUAGCUUUCUGCAUUUAGUUUAACUUGGCGUGCGAUUGAUCUGAAUCAUCAUGAACAACAUGAAUUUCUUGAUUCAGCUGUCUAGAUUUUGUCACCACUUAAU
Coffea arabica (coffee) is the source of this 3194-nucleotide messenger RNA. The record is from RefSeq and is a predicted model, not a curated record. Lineage: Eukaryota; Viridiplantae; Streptophyta; Magnoliopsida; Gentianales; Rubiaceae.